GUGCUGGCUCUGGACUGAAUAAAAUAGAGAAAACAAGCUAAACUCCAGUGUUCAUACAUCCUCACUGCCGACUGAACGACCAACUGCUUCAAGCUCCUGGUGCUGGGCUUCCCUGCUGUGAUGGACUGUAACUUUGAUCUCACGGAAGAACAGAAACUUGGAUACUUUCAGACAAGAAAAGCUUCCUAUAUAGUAAACUUGGCAUUGAGCAUGUGCCAGACGAAAGGCACCUGUGGAGAGAGGAGAUGGACGCCUACAAUCUUACCACAGUGACUCAGUUCAUCCUCAUAGGACUCUCUGACCUCCCUGAGGUGCGCUACCCUCUCUUUGUGGCCUUCGCCAUCAUCUACCAGAUCACUGUGCUGGGAAAUGGGGCCAUCCUCUUGGCCAUUGGGGCAGAGAAAAAGCUUCAAACUCCCAUGUAUUACUUUUUGGCAAAUCUGUCCCUCCUGGACAUCUUCUGUCCAUCAGCUACUGUCCCCAAGAUGCUCCAGAAUCUCUUGACUGAGGAGAACAGCAUUUCUUUGGUUGGGUGUGCCUUGCAGCUUUUUUUCCUCGUGGCCCUAGCUGGAACUGAAGUUUUCCUGCUGGCUGUAAUGGCCUAUGACAGGUAUGUGGCUAUCUGCUUCCCUCUGCGUUACUCCCUCAUCAUGACCAAGGUUCGCUGUGGGCAGCUGAUAUCUGGGACCUGGGCAGCUGGGUUCCUCAAUUCACUCCUCCACACAGUGUCCACCUUCAGUCUGUCUUUCUGCAAGUCCAACCGAGUUAACCAGUACUACUGUGACAUCCCACCAGUGGUGGCCCUGUCAUGCUCUUCCACCUACAUGGCAGAAGUGCUGGUUUUAGUGGUAGGAGGGAUCUUGGGAGUCAGUGCCUUCCUGACCACCUUGAUCUCGUAUGUGUACAUCAUCUCCACCAUCCUGAAGAUCCAGUCAGUGGAAGGGAAGCGCAAAGCCUUCUCCACGUGUGCUUCCCAUCUUCUUGUGGUCUGCUUGUUUUAUGGCACAACCAUAUUUACCUACAUGCGUCCAUCUUCCACUCAACAUUCUCCUGCUAGAGAUAGGCUGAUCUCUAUGCUCUAUGGGGUUAUUACCCCCAUGUUAAAUCCCAUGAUCUACAGUCUGAGGAACACAGAGGUCAAAGGAGCACUGAGAAAGGUUUUGUGUGGUGGAAUAUGUUUACAUAAAGCAUAA
This is a messenger RNA of Jaculus jaculus (lesser Egyptian jerboa), 1193 nucleotides long. Its product is annotated as olfactory receptor 5V1-like. The coding region runs from base 246 to 1193 and encodes 315 amino acids. Gene Ontology annotation, molecular function: G protein-coupled receptor activity; olfactory receptor activity. The transcript is spliced from 3 exons. Gene Ontology annotation, cellular component: membrane. Gene Ontology annotation, biological process: G protein-coupled receptor signaling pathway. The record is from RefSeq and is a predicted model, not a curated record. Lineage: Eukaryota; Metazoa; Chordata; Mammalia; Rodentia; Dipodidae.